AUGUCGUCACAUACAGUAAAAUCUGAUCGUCUAACCCUUGAACCUAUCAAUCUUGACAAGCAUCUUCAUGGCUGUCACAAGAUUCUUUCCGAGCCUCGUAACGCUGAAUGGUCUACCCGAGCACCAAAUACUCAACUCGAGCAGACAGAAGAAAGGAUCUUGGAAAGUAUGUCCAGCGUCCAAUUUCCAAUGUGGGCAAUCAUGGCCCCGACUACAUUGUCUAUUUCAGUACCUGUGGCGGAUGAGACAGAAGGGCAAGAGAUGGAAAUGGUGGGUAUCAUCGGAAUAUCCCAUAAACCAGAGAAUGUGGGGUAUAAGAUUCAUCCAGACCAUUGGGGUAAGGGGUACAUGACAGAAGCUUUGAGAUUGUUUGUAGAGAUGUUCUGGACUCUUGAAGAAAAGAAGUCUUUGCCGCAAAUUAUAGCGGCUUACACUCCUGGUAAUGAUGCCAGUGCUAGAGUGCUCGAGAAAGUGGGUUUCAAGACUGGGAAACUACUUCGUGGAGAGAUUGAAUUAUGGUUUAAUCGUGGUCAAAAUCGGAAAAAGCGAUAUUCAGUGCAUGUACAUAGAUCGUCCUGGGUCUAA
Molecule: messenger RNA, 585 nt
Organism: Botrytis porri
Lineage: Eukaryota; Fungi; Ascomycota; Leotiomycetes; Helotiales; Sclerotiniaceae
Exons: 3
Coding region: 1-585 (194 amino acids)
Molecular function (GO): acyltransferase activity, transferring groups other than amino-acyl groups
Source: RefSeq, a predicted model, not a curated record